Messenger RNA from Trichoplax adhaerens, 1434 nucleotides. RefSeq lists its product as uncharacterized. NCBI's taxonomy places the organism in Eukaryota, Metazoa, Placozoa, Uniplacotomia, Trichoplacea, Trichoplacidae. The transcript is spliced from 10 exons. Bases 1 to 1434 code for a protein of 477 amino acids. The record is from RefSeq and is a predicted model, not a curated record.
AUGUGGGGUGGAUUAGCAAGCUGCGUAAGAAUCUUUGAGAAUUCUACAUCUUAUUUCUCUGUAAUAAAAACAUCAGCAAUAACGACAGUCCUACGAAGUUUAGUAAUACUAAUAGGAUUUAUUGGCGUUGGUGCGACUGUUACGCCAACAAUUUACGAAAUGAUUACCUAUAAUUGCACUUGCAAUUCGCAAGUCUUACCUCCAGCGAUAUUAACAUGUAUUAAAAGCAGCUAUACGGAAGCAUGCGGCAAAGACCCGUUAUUUUAUUUUAUGGCGUUAGGAUUCUGCUUCCUUGGCUCUCUCUCGUGGUCAGUUAGCGCAGUACUCUGGAAACGAUAUGGUAAAAUGAUUCAUUACACGGUCGGUGGUGCAUUAAUGCAAGUUAUAGGAACCAUUACUGGUAUUUCCCUUUGGGCAGGGCUGAAUGGACUGUCCGGAUUUCCACUUGAAAUUAGCAUGGCCACUAACGAUAUCCUGGGACUUAUUGGAUUUAUUUAUGCCGGAGUACUAUUAGCAUUCCUAGCAGCAUUGGCUAGAUAUGCCUUAUAUCGCCAAAUAGGUCCAAUUAAUACCGAUGGUUUACUCGUUUUAAUCCCUGCAGUAACAGCAGUGGAAGAAUAUUUCAUUCUACGAGAAAGAAAAUGGGCAACCUGGUCAUUCAUAGUUACACUUGUCGGAGCUGGUUUGAUUAUCAUCGCUGGUUUACUUGGCAAUAGCCCACUACAUGAUGCCAUCGCUCAGGGACUUGACUCAUCCCGUUCUUAUCGUAGGAAAGGAAUCUAUGAGGAAGGCGACCGCGACCAAAGCAAUAGCACUGAUAUUGGUGGUGCUCACGAUAAUCCCUAUGUUGCCGUUUCCGAUCAAGAUAGCAAUGAUAUAAAAUAUAAAGGAAAGAAUAAGAUUGAUCUACCUAAUCGAUCAAAGGGCGAUGCAAGUUCUAGUACGGAUCAAAAUAUAGCUAUGGAACAGCUCCGAUCAUUGGAUGAUAAAUUACAACAAGAAAUGGCCAACAUCAAUAUCGAAAGUAGUAAAACAAGCGAACCAUCUAAUUCGCAAAAAGUGGAUGAACAACUCGAUGAACAAAGCGCUGACGCAUUUGUACUUGCUCUACAAAAAUCGAUGGAAAAUGCGUCAACAUCCUCAGAUUCUAGCGGUCCAACAUACGGUUAUAAAAAGACUUCACUACCUUCGAGCCAGAUAUCUCCGUCAAUGAGUGAUAUGAUAAGGAGUCCAAGUAACGAAAGCAUUUACUCUCUAUUGAAUGUAUCGCACAAGCCCAAUCCAUACAAGAAUUUAAUAGCUAAUUCUCGUACAAGAGCCGAUGCUCCCAUAUCUACUUUCGAUCCAAAAAAGACCUAUGUUGAUCGCCCUAGCCUCUCUGGAGCUUCAUCUAUCCAGCAAACUACAAAACCGAACCCGUAUCAGCGGAAAUAA